AUUCAUUCAUUUGAGGGUCUUAUCUUUUCCACAACAUUGAAAAUUGAGAAGAGCUCACUCCUUUAUUUCAGUUAAGGCCAAACUUCGCUAUCCCUUUUGAUAAUGGCGCACUCUUUGUGUUUUGCUCCUAUUUGUUCCUUGAAAUCUUCAAACAAACCUGGAGCAAUUAUUGGUAAUUCGGUUACUCGAAAGGCUUUUUCGAUUAAGGAAGCGUGUCUGGAUUCUAAAGCUCGAAACUUUCGGUCUUUGGAAGUUAAGGCUACAGAAGAUAGUAGUAAAGGCACAAAAGCAAGGAGCAUUGUUUGUUCUAGUUGUGAUGGAAAUGGUGCAAUAUCAUGUACUCAAUGCCAAGGUACCGGAGUAAAUUCGGUUGAUCACUUCAAUGGACAAUUUAAAGCUGGUGGAUUAUGCUGGUUAUGCAGGGGUAAAAAGGAUAUUUUGUGUGGAAGCUGUAAUGGGGCUGGCUUUCUUGGUGGAUUCAUGAGCACAUUUGAUGAUUAGAAGAAGAUUGUCUAGAUUGAAUCUUGAAGAUUCCUUUUAGCUGUGAACAGAGAGAAAAAGGAAGUGGAAAUCCACUUGUUCCUCCUAUGUUGUUAGUCUUUUUUGUAAUGUUUAUUCAUGUAUGUUUUUCUGCUAUUGUUGGCAAUAACAUUUUGUAUGAAUUUAUAAUUUUUAUGCGGUGAAAAAAAAUUCGAUUUUGACUUGAUUGUAUGAA
This is a messenger RNA of Cicer arietinum (chickpea), 715 nucleotides long. RefSeq names its product protein BUNDLE SHEATH DEFECTIVE 2, chloroplastic. Gene Ontology annotation, cellular component: chloroplast stroma; protein folding chaperone complex. The record is from RefSeq and is a predicted model, not a curated record. NCBI's taxonomy places the organism in Eukaryota, Viridiplantae, Streptophyta, Magnoliopsida, Fabales, Fabaceae. Gene Ontology annotation, molecular function: protein folding chaperone.